AUGACCAAAUGAUCUCAGAAGCACGAACCACUGAAUAUUUUCUCGCAAAUUUCAGUUGAACUCUCCCUCUGUUGCUCUCUCACCAUCACAAGAAAAAUAAAGAAAUGGGCUUUGAAGCUUUGAAGCUGUCAUCAUCACUCUCAUCCUCCACCAGGUCCAUCCUCUCCAGCGCCACCACCAGCCCCUUCUCUCUCCUCGCUCCGCGCUCUUUACGCUCCUCCCCUGAAGACCCACCUCGCGUUCCGCCCGAUAAAGCCGCCUCCGCCGCCGUCUCGUCCCGUCGCCGCCGCCGCUCCGUGCGGUGGUUUCGGCUCGCCGGGCCGUUCGAGGAGGAGCUUCCGCGGCGGGGUAGUUGCCAUGGCCGCGCCCGGGUCGGUCCGGAAGUCGGAGGAGGAGUGGCAAGCGGUCCUGUCGCCCGAGCAGUUCCGUAUCCUGAGGCAGAAGGGCACCGAAUAUCCAGGCACAGGUGAAUACGACAAGUUUUCUGAAGAGGGGGUGUACAAUUGUGCAGGAUGUGGGACUCCUCUUUACCGGUCUACAACUAAAUUUAACUCCGGCUGCGGUUGGCCUGCUUUCUACGAGGGCCUUCCCGGAGCUAUAACCAGCACUCCGGAUCCAGAUGGUAUGAGGACGGAAAUCACUUGCACCGCAUGUGGUGGCCAUCUGGGUCACGUGUUCAAGGGCGAAGGGUUCUCGACACCGACCGAUGAGCGGCAUUGCGUCAAUAGUAUUUCACUGAAGUUCGUUCCUGCCAACUCUUAUCCUUCCCAGUGAACUUCUGCAGCUAGACUGGUCGGUCGAUCACCGGACGCGGCCUUCAACUGCUGCUGUUAUCUGAGAUUAUUUGCUUAUGAUUUCCACGCUAUGUACAAUAAAACCUUCCCAUAAAUCUUCCCGAUCUGGAUCGAACUCAGAUAUUUGCUGCCGUCUCUUGAGUAAAUAAAAAUCGAAAUCUUUUUUCUUGUC
Messenger RNA from Eucalyptus grandis, 966 nucleotides. RefSeq names its product peptide methionine sulfoxide reductase B3, chloroplastic. Bases 358 to 774 code for a protein of 138 amino acids. The record is from RefSeq and is a predicted model, not a curated record. Gene Ontology annotation, biological process: response to oxidative stress; protein repair. The transcript is spliced from 3 exons. NCBI's taxonomy places the organism in Eukaryota, Viridiplantae, Streptophyta, Magnoliopsida, Myrtales, Myrtaceae. Gene Ontology annotation, molecular function: peptide-methionine (R)-S-oxide reductase activity.